Molecule: messenger RNA, 2170 nt
Organism: Lampris incognitus (smalleye Pacific opah)
Lineage: Eukaryota; Metazoa; Chordata; Actinopteri; Lampriformes; Lampridae
Gene: gtf3c5
Product: general transcription factor IIIC, polypeptide 5
Exons: 11
Coding region: 72-1667 (531 amino acids)
Biological process (GO): transcription initiation at RNA polymerase III promoter
Cellular component (GO): transcription factor TFIIIC complex
Source: RefSeq, a predicted model, not a curated record
UAAAGGCGUGUUGUUGUUUUUUUUUUGGCGUAUCGAGUGUUUUUAUUUAACACGACGACCUGUUUGCCAAAAUGGCAACUUUUGGGGAUCUUAAUCUUAAUUUUAGUUUUAAAGAAAUGAACCCGACCAGCCAGCCGGGCGGAGUCGGUCUCCCGGGCGGUUCCUCGACUGUGGACCUCGUAGAUAACAAACUCGUGUGUGUUGAAUAUCCAGCGGUCGUCGCCGAUGUGGACAAAAUGCUGGAUACGGUAGGAGGCGAAGAAGGAGUGUCCAAGACCUAUGGCGAUCCCAACAGAAGGCUUGAGCUGCGUUUUCGAUCUCAGGACCCUUUCUGUCACUCUUUGUGUGGCAACCGCUUCCCAUCCAGCAACCUCUUACUUAAAAUCCGGAGGCGGGUGCGCAGGAAGGACCCUGAGGAUGCCCAGAUCCGGAUAGAGAUACUUGGUGUCAUUGGAACAACAUACAAAUUUCAAGGUAUGGCGGACUUUCAGUACCUUGCUGUGCAUUCAGAAGGCGGCGCGCAAAUGUCCCUGUAUGACAAAAUCAUCCUGCACAAAGCGGAGAACCAACAGUACUUCGAGCAGCCCUUGCCCAUAUUCCUUCCCCCACCCAUUUUCUCUCGUCUCGAUAGUCCUGUGGAUUACUUCUACCGCCCUGACAUCCAUCACAACGUAGUUCCCAUCACUAAGGAGAAUUUUAUCAGCUUGAAUCGGGCCCGCCGACCCCACAACGCUGUUUUUGUCAACUUCACUGAUCCCUCUGUACCUUCCGAGUGCCUGGAGGCUGCGAGGACCAACUGGCAAAGGGUCUGUAUUAAAGAGUGGGACAGAUACGCUGAAGAAGAAAUGAAAAAGAUGUUUGAGAGCCGGCCCAUCUGGUCGCGAAAUGCAGUCAAGGCCAACUUGGACAUCCACCCCGAGAAGCUGAAACUGCUGCUGCCCCUCUGCGCAUACUACAUGGUGACAGGACCCUGGAGAAGUCUGUGGGUGAGGUUUGGUUAUGACCCUCGAAAAAACCCCGACUCCAAGAAAUACCAGACGCUGGACUUCAGAAUCCGAUGCAGUGCUAAGCAUGGAUACUCACUAAGCGACAUGCCGGUGAAGGCCAAGAGGAGCUCCCUCGACUACACCCUGCCCAACACGUUCAACAAAACAGUGCCCCAACCAGCUAGCGUGGUGGAGCUUCAAGCGCAGGACGGUCCCAGCACCAGUCAGCAGCCCUCGCAGUUUGGGUUCCAACUAAAGGAGUCAUCUUACAUCUUCAGAGAGGGGAUGCUGCCCCCACACAGACAGAUGUUCUACCAGCUCUGUGACCUGCAUGUAGACCGUAUAAGGCAAGUGAUUCAUCGUAAUGAUGGCGAAGAGGUGGACUGUGAUGAGAAGGACGGCUGGUGUCUCCCCCACACCACUGAUGUCCUGAGGGACAUCAUAUCGGCCUUGAUCAAGAAGAUCAUCCGAGCCCAGCGACCAAAACGACAGCUAUAUCAUGUGCAACGCAGACGUGCCGGCCUAUCUGUAAGACAAACAAAAGUGCAACAACCGGUGGAGGAAGAAGAUGAUGAGGAUUACAACAAUGGCGAAGAUGUAGAGGAAGAUGUGGAGGAUGAAUUCCAGCUGUCAGAGGGAAGCGAAAAUGAGAUGGAGUCAGAGAUGUUGGAUUACAUGUGAAAAUGGACAUCGGCAUAUAAAUCCAUCCAUUAUAUUUUUUUAAUUUUGUUGGAGUGUCAUUUCGAAAUGUUAAUAAACUGUGCUUUGAGCUGCUAAAACGUUAAUAGGUUGUUCUAGUCAGUAUGUUGUUUCAGUUCAAUGUGGUCUGAGCAAAUAUGAUGAGGGUGGCCGCUGCGACCUCCCUCAAAAUCACAGACUGACACAUUUUCACACUCUACUUUGUCCAACAUGACACGAUCCCAUCAGAGGAUCAGUUUCUUUGAGUUCAUGUAACUAAUUGGGUUAAUCGCGUAAAAAUUAAGAAUCUUUUUGUUCAAGACCAACAUGGCACGAAUGCAGCAUGAUGGUGACGUUCAAAACCGAAGUCCAGUCGCGUGAGUGAUUUUUGAUAACGCUGGUGUGAACUACUUGAUAAUGGAUAGCAUGCAUUUUUUUUUUACAGAGGGUGACCCCAUUGACAACUGAAUCUCAAUGCAGUGUGACUGUUGUAUGAAUAAAUGAAU